AUGACUGAUUGUAGCAACUUUGAGGAGUCAAACACAGAGCAGGAAUCGCUAUGCCCCAGCUGUGCUCGCAAGGAAGCGGUCAGGGUUGGGUUGCAGCCGCGGCCAAACAACCUCGACCGGCGGCUCCGGACCCAAAACGGCACGUCUUCAUGCGGAUCAUCGACUGCAUCACGAUCCACCCGCAGCAGCAACAUCAGCAACAGCACGGGCUCGGUGGUAAGCCGGGCCAGCACCACCCCCAGUGAGCACGACGCCUUGGAAGCAUCGAUGCAGGCCAUCAUCGACCUGAAGGUGCAGGAGUCGACCAAGGCGUUUGAGGCUGCCGGCGGGAUGAGGAGCCUUACCGCCAGCUCUGCCGCUGGUCUUCGGCCAUCGUCGCUUGCAUCGCGCCAGGUUGAUCAAAAGACGACUGAUUCACUGCCGGCGACGCUGGCUUUGGCCGUGGAGAUGACCAGUGCUAGAGCUAUCGUGGUGGAGAUCACUCCGGCCCUCGCCUCCACCAAGGCUGACAUGGCCGGGGCCGCCAUCAGGGGCGCUUUUGCACCACAGUUUGGUGGAAUACCGGCGACGACGACAGCAACGGCCCCGGAAAAGGCACCGCCAGCUUUAGUAGUCUCAGCUCCUCCUCAGGUCAGUGAGAACCCAAGGGUGACGCAGUACUAUUACUCUCCAUACAAAGCGCCUUCGGUGGAAAAGCUGACCAGAACUCGAGACGACGAUGCCAUGUCGAUAAUGAGCACAGGUCCCGACUUUGACAAUGAGAGCUCCUUCACACUUCAGAGAAACGACUCUUUGUUUCUCCCAACGGACAAGACCGAAAGAAAGACUGGGGACGAGGACUACACUGGUGAAGUCACCAUAUCUUCACCCGACGAGGUUCUCAAACCAGGUGCCGCACGGAAGGAUGACAGAGAUAGCCUUCCGAGCGGGAGGGUCGUCCAGCCGCGGCGAAGCAACAAGCCGGAUGCGAGGGAGCAGAAUCCAGCACCUCGCAUCAUGCCCAUUCUUCUAGAGCCCUCGAGUGUUGCCAACGACUAUGCCAAGUUCUGCGCGGAUAUUGCAGUCAAGCGAGAGGCACAGAGGAAGGCUUACGCUUCCGGCCAGCGCGCAAACGCCGAAGAGGGUUGCUACAAGAACUACUCCCUCCCUAGCCGUGGCCUGGCGAUACCGGUGGCUGCCACCACAACAGUCGCAGCCAAAACCUACACGGCAGAGACUGUACAGCCCAGAAGAGUGGAUGCUCACAUCCCCCUGGACAAACCUCUUCCCCGCUCGCCGAGGAACGAAUCCGGGGAGGCGGGUGACGACAAGAACCCACUCCCAACCAGAGUGCGCAGGAGCCGGGCGACGAGUGACAACGGCAGGUCGAGUGGCACCCCUGCGGUGACCCUGCCACCCUCGACCGCAACGAGAAAGGCCAGAUCCCAGCCGGGGGAGCGAAGCGAUCAGGGCUUUGACGAUGACGAGACCUUUUUCGUCCCUCGGCGUCCCCGCCCGACAUUCAUUGAGGGCACCCCAGUGACCCCUCAGACUGUCCCUGUCUCUUUGGCAAUUGGAGGUGGGAAGACACUUCGGCGGACAAAGGCCCUGCCGACCAGAGAUGGCAGACCGGAUGGCUGGGAGUAA
Molecule: messenger RNA, 1626 nt
Organism: Pyricularia grisea
Lineage: Eukaryota; Fungi; Ascomycota; Sordariomycetes; Magnaporthales; Pyriculariaceae
Exons: 1
Coding region: 1-1626 (541 amino acids)
Source: RefSeq, a predicted model, not a curated record